GCAGAGGUGAAGUGAGUUCCCAUGGCUUCCAGAGAGGUGGCAAUGCCGUCUGCUCGCACCAGCGCUGCUGGUGCGGCAGCCAGUGAUGCGCCCACCGUCAAGCCCGAAGCUGCGAAAGGGAACAGUGAUGCUCCACCUUCCCAACCGCCAUUGACCAAGUCGCCGGAGCGGCCGACAUCACCCGAGCAGAGCUGUGCCAUCUGCCUGGGCCCACCUGAGAACAAGUCGUUCACAGACAGCUGCUUCCACACGUUCUGCUUUUCAUGCCUCCUGGAGUGGUCAAAGGUAAAGGCUGAGUGUCCGCUGUGCAAGCAGCGCUUCAAGAGCAUCGUGCACAAUGUGCGCUCCUUCGAAGACUACGACCAGUACUUCGUGCACGACUCUUCCCAGACCGCAGCCGCGGUGGCGAUGGCCGCAGCAUCCUCGCAGACCUCAGCGUUGGGCAGCGCCCUGCUCCUGGCCCACCACUUAGUCUACUCGCCGAUGCUGCUGGCAUUCCGCUCGACAAGGAGGCCCAGGCCACGGCCCCGCCAGCGCUCGAACCUGCACCGCACGUCGAGGAUCCCCCGCAGCGGCGGCAGGCGGACCAGGUCGGGUCGUUCGACAUCCCGCAAUGCUCCAGCCACCAUCACCCACGCAGGUCCCCUGCCCACAUCGAGCACCGAACGCCGUAGCCUGUACGAGCUGGACCUGUGGGUGUGCCCGCCAAACAACCGGCGCUCGGCACGCCACUUCUCACCGGCAUUCUUCCGCGAAAACCCUGCGUGCACGCACCGUCUCAUCCCGUGGCUCAACCGUGAACUCGUGGCUCUCCUAGGCAGUGGUGAGGCACAGAUCACGUUCACUACUGAACUCGUGCUCGCGCUCAUCACCCGCUAUGAGGUGUGCUGCCUCGAGUUUGCUGAGCACGUGCGGCCCUUCUUUGGCACUCGAACGGCACACUUUCUGCACGAGCUGGCCGCAUUUGUUGCGUCCCCACUCGACAUGGUCGCCUACGAUCGAGUGGCCGUGUACGACACGCGGGCAAACGUCGUUGCGCGCGGCACGCCCGCUGCGCAGUUUUUGCAGUCGCCCGACUCUUCGUCCGAGGACACCACUCCUCUCGUCAACAGUCUGUCACCUUUGAGGAUUUCAGCGCGCCGGGACUUCAGCCUUCCAGGCCCCAGUGGCCUUCACAAUACAACAGUCACCUUGGUAGAGACGGAUUCGGAUGACUCGGACUGCAUGAUAGUGAGCACGGUCGGGCCUGCUGUGCCGGUACCUGCUGUACAAAUUCGCCCGAGGACGCCAAUCUUCAUCGAGUUGUCUUCGUCGGACGAAGGCGAUGGCCGAUCUGGAGUGCCACCCACGGUUGCGCCACCUUCAGCGAUGGCACCCUCACAGCCCCCCGCCACCAGGAAAUGCAGACCUGUGCCUCGGAAGAAGCGUCUGCUCCAGUUCUGGUCAAGUGACUCUGGCACGUCGACUGCGAGUGACACAGACUCUGACAACGCCGGUGUCGACAGGGCGACACAGCGUCUGCAGCGGAGGAUGGCCAUGAUGCGACGGAAACGGGCAAGGGCACCGGCAGCCCAAAGCUCAGCAGCGGUGACGGCUAAAGCAGCGAGCGGCACCUCUUCUUUACCCACCCAACCUGUCGCAGCUGCUGUCCAAGACCAACCUAGUACAUCUUCGUCGGGCCAUAAUUUGUGGUUGAGAAGCAAACGGACAUUCACGGUGACGUGGGAUGAGAAUUCUACAGACGAAGCAGACUAAGCCUUUGGUUGCACCUUGUGUGGUUGGCUAUGAGGACAACAAAAAGUGUGAUAAUGUGCAGAUGACUCUUGUUGCGCUGACUGAGCCCAGCGCGUGAAUUGUCCUUUUAUCUUGCAGGUCUUUCUUUUUUUUGUCCACUGCACAUAUGUCUCGAUUGACUGAAGCUUGCUCACAUGUGAAGCAGUGUUCUUAGAAGUUAUACCUCAGUAGUCUCAUGUACGACCUUGCAAGGCCAGCUUUUUGGAGCCCAUCAUUGUAAAUUUUUCCUGUGGUUUACAGCUUAGAACAGACCAUGGAUGUCUCGGUGCAUUUUCCACUUAGCACCCGCUGUCGUUCCGAAUGCACGAGAUCCAAGUGAAACCUCGAAGGCCUUUCAGGCCCCAACAUUCCCGAUACUCUGCCACAUUACACGCGACAUCUUUCUUUUUAAGUUCCUGUUGCACAAGUUUCCAGGAGGCUCAGUAUCGCAUAAUGGGGGGGAGGGGGGGUGCUUGAGCAUUCUUUUUUUGUGGCAGUGCGCAUUGAUGCUCCGAUUGCUUAUGAGUUAAUAAACCAUGCAAUGGUGCGAUGGUGUACAGAGGGGCCCAUUUGUAUUUUACUGCCAGCUUCAGUGUGCGUUACAGUAACUUGAGAGUGGCUAUCAUUUCUGUUGCAUUUUUUAGUUAUUUCUUUCGUUUUGUUCUUCUACAGCACCUUCACCCCUGCCGUCUGCUCAUUGUAGCGAGAACAAAAGAUCAGCAAGGAUUUUACAGUUAUGUUUCGGUUCUGCAGUUCUUGCUAAUUCCCAUGCAUAUGAGGUUCCAACAAGUCUUCACUGAUGUUCACAUGAUCUAACGUGUUGGUUUUAAUAUUUAUGCAAUAGGCAUCAAACGCUCUGGUAUGGAACAACGGGUAGUUUUUAAAGGGCUUUUUUCUGUAGUUAUACCUUGCGUAAAGGGUAUGCUCGCGUAUGGAUGUCUUUCCCCCAGCUGGCUAGUUUUGUAGCAGGCUCUCUGUAAGUGGAAGUUGGUCCAAUAACUUGGUUCGGGACUAGAGCUGGUGCCGUUCAUGUUGACAGCGUUGUGGGUUUUUUUCCGCAUCUGAGAGUUGUCGCCACUUUUGCGGACUGCGAUCAACGCAGGUGUGUUAACGUGCAUUUGGAAGUGCAGUGCGUCGUGCUUCAACAGUUGAAACUGACCCCAUUAUUAUUCUGCACAGUGUAAAGGGAAAGACGCUGCGCAAAAUUGUGCACGAGCUUUGUGUAUACAAUGCGUGAACUAUCGCUGCAAUGUGAGCUCCAAUGUUGGCCCUUUCAUGCGGUGUUGAAGUUGUCCCUUCCCCCACCCUUUUUAUUUUCUUCGAACAGCAAUGUACAGGAGUCUUGCAAACUUAACAUGUUCGAAAGGCAACCAGUGUGCUUUUUUGUGACAACAGGUGUUUGGCACAUUACCUAGGAAAUGUUUUUAAAUUCUUGUUGAGAGGCAAACAGUAGUGCGCGCCUUGAAGCAUUGAUGUUAGCGAGGCACAAGUGGUUGGAUUUGUUUGCAUUUUGCUGCUGUGUUAAGCUCUUUGCUAUGCAACACCUCUCAUGCUAUUUAGUAGAGCUUUGUUUUUAUCCCGAAGCCCGGGUUUUUUAUUUUUGAAGUGUGCAACAUCAAAGGUGGGCCUUUCAGGAAACUAGCAUUUGGCAUGUUUCAGUUUGGCGCAAAUAAAAGUCCCACCGUGUACUAUAACUAAUGCAGCUAGCUUUAUGUCGCUUUUGUGGUUUCUGUAAAUCUGUUUGAAGAGCGUGUUUAGAGAGAGUACUUGCAGCUUUUUUUUUUCUAGCUUAAUAUAAUAAGUGCGUAUUUCAGAUUUAUUAGAAUAUAUUUAAUUGAAAGUGGUGUUAACUGCUGGAUUUCUGCAGAAUGGAAAUUUUAUAACCUUAGUUUUUCAAAACUACAAUGUGACAAUUUGCAUUGAAACUGCAAUUCAGAUCAUAGCUUAAAAGCAGUUAAUAAAUAAAACUUGGCUAUAUUGUUUUACAGCAAAUUGAUAUGUAAUAAUGUGUCUGGUAUUGUUAUCUUCUUUCUGUCUUUUUUAAAGUAUUCCAGUGAUGUGAUUCAGUUCCAAUAUCUGACGUGGUGUACUUGACAAGCCUGUUCUGUUGAAAUUUGUAAUCCAGCCAAAAAAAUGCAGUGGCUAUAGUUGAACAUGUUUUGUCAAUGCCUUGCCAUGGGAAUAAAAAGUGUUCAACCAUACA
Messenger RNA from Rhipicephalus microplus (southern cattle tick), 3976 nucleotides. RefSeq names its product E3 ubiquitin-protein ligase Topors. Gene Ontology annotation, molecular function: ubiquitin protein ligase activity; metal ion binding. Gene Ontology annotation, biological process: protein monoubiquitination; protein polyubiquitination. The record is from RefSeq and is a predicted model, not a curated record. NCBI's taxonomy places the organism in Eukaryota, Metazoa, Arthropoda, Arachnida, Ixodida, Ixodidae.